GACGAAUAAAAACAAAGAAAAUCUUACUAAUAUCAAAUUGGACACAACGACAACAACUAAAUUAACAUAUUGAAAUUGUUCUAAAACUUGUGCAGAUCGGUUAAAAGCGCGCCAAAAUGGCCAAUAAUUAUCUGCAGCCAGUGAAUAAUCAUUUUGAUAUAGAUAAAUUUGCGGACGUAGACGAUGACUUGUUUUUGAGAAACACGCGAGCGAGUGCCAACAACAGGGCACAGCGCAGUACGAAUCCAUUUGAAGAUGAUGACGAAGUAUCCACAUCUUCGUCAAUAGGAGCACAAAGGCAGGCCUACGCGGAGAAACGCAGAGAAAUUGAGCAGCGCACGCUAGAAUCAACACAAAAAAGUUUGGGCUUGCUCUACGAAGCCGAAGAUGCGGGCAAAGCAACAGCAGUGGAGUUGGCCAGGCAACGGGAACAACUGGAAAAGACCUCAAAUCAAUUGGAUGAAAUUAACUCCACCCUGCGAUUCAGCCAGCGUCAUUUAAAUGGAUUGAAAAGUGUUUUUGGCGGCCUAAAAAACUACUUGUCUGGCAAUCGUGAUGUUCCCACGGCUGCUGCCUCACCCGCCGGCAGUCAAAUGUCACAGGAGACCAACUACAAUGCCAAUGCGACGGGAGGUGGCGCAAUACCAAAGCAGCCCAUGUCACCAACGGAACGCUAUGAUAAUCAUCCGAUUAGUCGUAUGCGCGACGAUACCAGUUCCUACAAUCAGCGCCAGGUCCAGGCCCAACAACGGGCCGCCAAUCCCUUUCAGCACCAGUUGGAAUCGAAUCUCGAUGAAAUGUGUGACAAUUUGUCACGCCUUAAGUUCUUGGCAACCGAUUUGGGAACGGAAAUUGAGUCACAGAACGGAUUGUUGGACAACAUGAACUAUAAGAUCGAAAGCGUAGACUUAAAUUUGACCAAGCAGAAUAAGGAAAUGAAUAAGCUGAUGAAGAAGUGAACAUAAAGUCAUGGGGUUCGUUUUUUGACCGUAAAUUGUUUAAAUUAUAAUUACACUUUCAAUAAGCCCAUAUAAACUAAUAUAUAUUAAUCAUAUCUUCUUAUGAAAAGCACGAAAGAAAUCUGUGUUUUCCCGCCAUCAUAAA
Molecule: messenger RNA, 1104 nt
Organism: Drosophila montana
Lineage: Eukaryota; Metazoa; Arthropoda; Insecta; Diptera; Drosophilidae
Gene: Snap29
Product: Synaptosomal-associated protein 29kDa
Exons: 2
Coding region: 117-959 (280 amino acids)
Biological process (GO): exocytosis; synaptic vesicle fusion to presynaptic active zone membrane; synaptic vesicle priming
Cellular component (GO): SNARE complex; plasma membrane
Molecular function (GO): SNAP receptor activity; syntaxin binding
Source: RefSeq, a predicted model, not a curated record